CAUCGGAGGGACAGAAAAAGGGCAAACACCAAAAACAAAAGUUAAGAAGAUCCUAAAGAAAACUUCCUCUGAAAAAUCUUUCACACUCUGUGCAAAUAUGAAAGAAAAGAGAAAGGAAGAAACUUUAAAUCAGUCUGCAGUAUUUUAGCAUUGUUUUUUCCAUUGGAUCUGUUCUAUUGAGAAAUAUUUCAUAAAAUUAAAAUUUGGAAACUGUUAGAUUUUUGACCUUUCUACCUGUUUCCUUUAGAUGAUCAUAACACUGCUAAUCUGUGAUUUUCUCAUUUCUUUUGUUUCUUGUUGAUCAUCGUUCUUCAUUGUCCUUUUCUUACACGAGACUCAUGUCAGACACUCAGCAUGUUCAUAGCUCUGCUCUGUCCCUUCGAUCUUCGGACAAAAUAGAAGAUGCCUUUAAGAAGAUGAAAGUAGAUGAAAAGGGAGUGUUGCAAUCUAAUGCGUAUCCAGAUCGUCCUGGUGAACGAGAUUGUCAAUACUAUCUAAGAACUGGUCUCUGUGGGUAUGGAAGCAGUUGUCGUUUCAAUCAUCCCACUCAUCUUCCACAGGGUACUAUGUAUUACAACGAGGAGCUCCCUGAGAGGAUUGGGCAGCCGGAUUGUGAGUAUUUUCUGAAGACAGGAGCUUGUAAGUACGGCUCAAGUUGUAAAUACCAUCACCCAAAGGACAGGAAUGGAGCAGAACCUGUGUUGUUCAAUGUUCUCAGUUUACCUAUGCGUCAGGGUGAGAAGCCAUGUUCAUAUUACCUGCGAACGGGAACAUGCAGAUUCGGAGUUUCUUGCAAAUUCCACCAUCCUCAACCUGAUAAUGGACAUUCUAAUGCUGCGUAUGGAAUGUCUAGCUGCCCUUCUGGCGGUUUACAUUAUGGUGGAGGAUUAACAAUGAUGUCUACUUAUGGAGCUUUGCCUCGUCCGCAACUUCCUCAGCCCUAUGUUCCUCUCAUGGUUUCACCCUCUCAAGGCCUUGUGCCUCCUCAAAGCUGGGCCACUUACAUGUGUGCAUCUAACUCCAUGUAUGAUAUGAAGAAUCAACCUUAUUACUCUGGCUCUAGUGUAUCAAUGCCCAUGCCUGAACGACCACAAUGUCGGUUUUUUAUGAACACUGGGACAUGUAAAUAUGGGGACGAUUGCAAAUACAGUCAUCUUGGUGUGAGAAUAAUGUCACCACCACCACCACCAAAUCUCAUAAACUCAUUUGUUCUCCCAGCUAGACCUGGACAACCAGUUUGUGGUAACGUCAAGUCAUAUGGAUUCUGCAAGUUUGGACCAAACUGCAACAUCGACCAUUCAAUGCUGCCAUACCCUGGCUUGACCACGCCUUAUGUUUCAUCAAAUUAUCAGAGGAUCACACCAUCUCCAAGCCGCUCUGGUUCAAAGGCUCUGUCGAACGACAAACCUGAUGUCAAGAAGGAAAUGUUAGAGACUGAGAAACCAGGAGAUGAUUCUAAACAAUUGAAUCACUCCCAAAGGAAGAAAGAAUCGUCAUCACCAUGAUCAUAAUUCAUGAUCACAGUCAGCAAUAUGGGCUGAAUCUCCAUGCUCAGGCUUCUAAAGAUCUCAAUGAUCUCUCUGUGUCAUUUUUUGUUAAUUUUGUGAAAGAGGAGGGAAUCUUAUGACUUUUCUUUUGGCUGUGGCUGAAAACAAUAUAGGACAAGGAAACCAGUGGUGUCUCUCAAUAUGCUCUUCUGUUCUAUUUUUGUUGACUCUGUUAAUAAACUUUACACUGAAUAAUCGCCACAACUAUUAAACAAAAUGCCAUAAAUACAUUUCGUC
Molecule: messenger RNA, 1784 nt
Organism: Eruca vesicaria subsp. sativa (arugula)
Lineage: Eukaryota; Viridiplantae; Streptophyta; Magnoliopsida; Brassicales; Brassicaceae
Source: the annotation of a GenBank genome assembly